AUGUCAACAAGUGAGAAUAAGAACACGAAAAUCUACAAACUCCCAAAGUUGAAGGACGAUGGGUCCAACUACAACGCGUGGAAGUUUCGUCAAACGACAGUUUUGAAACUGUGUGGAUUAUUUGGCGUAGCAAACGGAACCAAUAACUUGCCCAACUCACCCACCGAAGCUGAACUAAAAGACAACGCAAAAGUCUCAAACUAUAAAGAGUCAAUUGCUAAGUGGACAAAACAGGAUGAGGACGCGUUUGUGCAAAUCACGCUGAACAUGGAAGAUGGAGCUAUGGCGGACGUAAUGGACACGACUACGGCUAAGCAAGCAUGGACUCGAAUAGUCAAACGCUGGGAAGGAAAAGGCGUCCAAUCGCUAUCUUUCUUAUAUCAGCAGCUUACCUUGACAAAAUUUUGGAAGAUGACAACAUUGCUACUGGUUUAA
Molecule: messenger RNA, 435 nt
Organism: Rhizoctonia solani
Lineage: Eukaryota; Fungi; Basidiomycota; Agaricomycetes; Cantharellales; Ceratobasidiaceae
Product: Retrovirus-related Pol polyprotein from transposon TNT 1-94
Exons: 1
Coding region: 1-435 (144 amino acids)
Source: RefSeq, a predicted model, not a curated record